Molecule: messenger RNA, 595 nt
Organism: Dermacentor silvarum
Lineage: Eukaryota; Metazoa; Arthropoda; Arachnida; Ixodida; Ixodidae
Exons: 3
Coding region: 261-569 (102 amino acids)
Source: RefSeq, a predicted model, not a curated record
CAACGCUAAGAUCCUAUAGCGGAUCCACAAUCAAGCAUGUGGGCGUCAUCAGCGAACAAGCGGUCAUCGGGGGCCAAAGCUGCAAGCUGAAUUUUUUCGUUGUCAAGAAAGGACAUCAGCCGCUGCUUGGGCUGAACGCAACGGAACAGCUCGGAUUGAUUACCAGAAACGUGGAUACUGUAACAAGCAGUUCGGAAAAACUUCUGCAAGAAUAAAGCGAGGUUUUCCAAGGUACCGGCUGCGUCCAACGCCAAUACAAGAUGGUGCUCAAGAAAGGCUCAGUUCCAGUUGUACAAGCAGCCCGGCGUGCACCCUUGACCCUGCGGGAACCACUGCGCAAGGAACUGAGGCGAAUGGAAGAAGCCGGAAUCAUUGUCAAGGUCAACGAGCCGACUGACUGGGAAAGCAGCUCAUCCUGGCGGACAUGCUUUCAAGAGCUUCAGUUCCCGACUCAGAAGGUGACGCCGCAAGUGACGAAGACAUCGAAAUACACGCCAAAUUGCAGAGCUGGAGGACACGUCAUCGGCAACGGUCAUCUACAAGCUGGGAGCCAUAUAUGCCUGAUAUGAAAUCCCGGUAGAAGUGUGGAGCGGCA